Aureobasidium namibiae CBS 147.97 is the source of this 900-nucleotide messenger RNA. RefSeq names its product ClpP/crotonase. Gene Ontology annotation, cellular component: mitochondrion. The transcript is spliced from 2 exons. Gene Ontology annotation, molecular function: enoyl-CoA hydratase activity. Bases 1 to 900 code for a protein of 299 amino acids. Gene Ontology annotation, biological process: fatty acid beta-oxidation. The record is from RefSeq and is a predicted model, not a curated record. NCBI's taxonomy places the organism in Eukaryota, Fungi, Ascomycota, Dothideomycetes, Dothideales, Saccotheciaceae.
AUGCCUAUCCGACUCUCAGCCUGCCGGAUCCCCACCCUCCUAAAAUCUUCGCUCUACAACACCCGUCUUUACAGCACGCCAACUUCAACCAUAAAAGUCACCCGCGUUCCCGCACCGCACGCCGGCAACAUACGCAUCCUGUCUCUCGACCGCCCUUCAGCCAGAAACGCAAUCUCAAAACAACUACUCUCAGACCUGCGCCAACAAAUUGAGGAAAUCAGCAAUGAGGGCGAAGAUGGACCUACAAGGGCUUUGAUUCUGGCGUCCGAGUCUGAUCAGGCGUUUUGUGCGGGUGCGGAUUUGAAGGAGAGAUUGACCAUGAGUGGAGAUGAAACAAAACACUUCCUCACCCUCCUCCGCGACACCUUUACCCGCCUCUCCCUCCUCCCCAUCCCCACCAUCUCAGCAAUCUCCUCCGUCGCAUUCGGCGGCGGCCUCGAAUUAGCCCUCACAACAACCUUCCGCGUCUUUGGUUCCACAUCACUCGUCGCCUUACCAGAAACAAGAUUAGCAAUCAUCCCCGGCGCAGGAGGAACUUUCCGUCUGCCAGCUUUGAUUGGCACUGCAAGAGCCAGGGAUAUGAUUUUAACGGGCAGAAGGGUCACAGCAGCUGAAGCUUACUUCCUGGGCUUGUGUGAUAGGUUGGUCGAGGUGGAUGAGGUGCAGGGAGACAAGAGCAAGGAGAGGGAGUUGGUGUUGACCCAGGCUGUGGCGCUGGCUAGAGAUGUUUGUGAGGGUGGUCCUGUGGCUACGAGAGCUGCGUUGCAGGCGGUCAACAGUUGGGGUGCGGGUGAGGAGGCCGAGAACCAGGCUUACGAGCGCGUUCUGAUUACUCAGGACAGGAUAGAGGCCCUCAAGGCGUUUGGUGAAAAGAGACCGCCUAUCUUCAAGGGUAAAUAG